This is a messenger RNA of Neoarius graeffei (lesser salmon catfish), 2514 nucleotides long. RefSeq names its product zinc finger protein 235. The transcript is spliced from 3 exons. The record is from RefSeq and is a predicted model, not a curated record. Gene Ontology annotation, molecular function: DNA-binding transcription factor activity; RNA polymerase II cis-regulatory region sequence-specific DNA binding. Gene Ontology annotation, biological process: regulation of transcription by RNA polymerase II. Lineage: Eukaryota; Metazoa; Chordata; Actinopteri; Siluriformes; Ariidae. Bases 167 to 1312 code for a protein of 381 amino acids.
AACGCGGAAUUGAUACUUAUUGACAAACCUACGAAUUAGCAGUUUAUCACGUUGGAGUCCUGAGAUCAUAAAAAGGCCUAUAUCGUUUUAUAGCACUACGACUCGGUAUUCUUUAUAUCUUUUCAUUUAAUCUGUCACAACAAUCUACUCAGCGCUUACGAAGAGCAUGGCGAAUUAUCGCGCAUUUCACACACAGCUUGCGACUAUUAUGGAAACCCUGACUCGGGCGGCAGUGGCGGAGAUCUGCGAGCUCGUGGAUGAUGGCUACGCGAUUUUACACUUGGAGAUUUCACGGCAUCAGAAGGAAAACGAAGAACUCCGGCGAAAACUUCAGCUGAUCGAGUCCAUUGUUGCUGCGCGCGGCUACAGCGAUGAGACUGCGGCCGUGCAGGAGGCCACGAGCCGCCGCGCUCGGGCUGAGUCACAAGAUUCAGAGGAGCAUGCUCUUGUCACAGUGCAAGUUAAAGAGGAAGGUCAGGAGCCACACAAUGAUGAUGACGACGAUGAAACAGUUGCUGUGGUUCAUGAUUCUCCAGAUGAGGAAGUCCUAGAGCUCUUGUCACAUAAAGUCUCAUCAGAUACAGCCUCUGCAAAUGAUGAUCUCCAUACACAAACACUUGCAGACACACACUCCCCAAGCCUUCCCCAACACAUACUUGCAGACACACAUUCACACACUGAGGAGUCACAACACUCCAGUGUGGACCUAACGGCCUCUGAUGAACCUCCCUGUUCUUUUAACACACAGGGUAAUGUGCACUCACUGUCUGAUACACACACUGAUGCUACCAGUCAUAGCUGCCCAUUUCCAGAUAAGCUGUGUAUGAAGAGAGAGCCUAUGCUGUCUGAUCUGAAUCUUACUUUGGACUGGAGCACACACCCAGUGCAUAACACAAUGUCUCAUACUCAUGCUUCCUCGACUGGAAAUGGCACAAGGACACUUACUGCCCACAGUUCCCCUCUCUAUACUGCACAGCACUUGCUUGGACUGGGUAAUGUGCCUGGGCUGGGGUUGUUUGGAGGACGUGGUUCUUUGCAAGGGGGUGGAGUUGGUAAGAGGCAUUUUAUCUGCUCCAUCUGCGGCAAGAACUUCACCACAGCACAGAGCUUAGACACACACAUGCGCAUACACACAGGUGAGCGUCCAUACCGCUGUGAACAGUGUGGCAAGCGCUUUACUCAGUCUGGCCACCUUACAGCACACCAGACCGUUCACACUGGAGAAAGACCAUAUGAGUGCACGCACUGUGGCAAACGCUUUGCAGGCAAGCAGUACCUGCGAAUACACACCAAGAAACACCAUCCUGAGUAACAAGAUUUCAAGACACCCCAGGAAAUACACACUAAUGUGCAUAGAUAUGUAUUAAUCCAUGACACACUACAGUGAAUAACAGACAUGUACUUUCCCAUACGUAUGUGCAGUGCAGAGGACAUUGAAAUGUGCUAAUACACAUGAAUGAAAUAAGUGUUUGGAAUUCAAACUAAAAAUGCUGCACAAUCUAAAACACAGAUGUAUUCUGGACUUGGUUUAAUAGCAAGGUUUAGUCACAAAGACUAAAUGUAAAUUGAAAUUAAAGGGCAAUUCCACACAAAAUAUUUCAUUUAAAGUGAUUUUUAGCCUAGAAGGCCUUUAGUAGGAAUAUAGCAAAGAAUAUGAGCUACUGGUGAAAUAGCCUCGUGAGCCAAAUUCAUCAAAUUCAUGAGUGCCACCGUAACAUAUUCAAGACAUUUUCAUUAUUGUGGAACUCAACAUGGUUGUGUACACCACUGACACCAGAAGUAAAGCAGAAGGAAAGCAACGGACUGACUUUUUUUUUUUUAAACCUGGAUUACUUUGAAGUGCUGCUGUUUUUCCUUAGAGGAGAGAUAAAUUUGAUCUUAUGCAUUUAACUUUGAAUGGCAGAAUAACAUUACUGAAGCAGAGCUGUGUAAAACAUAACAUGCAUAAUUUUUUGCUAAACCAAUUUUUUGUUGGGUCCUUUGUUAUUUUACUUACAAUGGGUAUAAGAAGCUGAGCCACACAAUAAAUACACAAUUGCAUGUUGGCUUUCACAUUGAUUUACAGACUGUCAAUACUGUUAGAGCUCAGGGAGGUUUAUGUAGCUCAGUAAAUUACUGCUAGCCAGUUUGCAGUAACAGUCAUUAUAUUCUCUUGAUGAAACAAUAUAUGUCUUGCAGUUAUAUCCAUUUAAGGUUUGGAAGCUUUGGUAGCCUGAUCCUGCAGCAGUCAGUGUCUUUAUCUGACCUGUAGUGUAGUUAAGCAGAUACAAACACGUAUGUGUAAAAAAUUCAUUAGUUUUUAAACAAAUUUAUUUGUUCUUUGUUGUUCUUUAAUACAGUGUAUAUUGCAUUUAAGGCCUGGGUUAUACUUUUUAUUUAUACAGGUGACUCUGCAUGUAUUAUGCUUAUGCACAUCUGGGGGAAUUAAAAGUGACAUCCACUAAAUGGAACAUCAAAGGCAAAACUGUCUCUGUCCAUCAGAUGUCAAUGCUGACCAAUAAAAUGUUAAGCGAU